UAUAACUUUGAAUUUUUAUUAGGUUUCUAAAUUUUAUCUAUUAUCGAACAACAUCUUUGGGUCAUAGGUCAACCAAAGAUGUUUUUUUCAUUCAUCUUGCUUCGAGUAUAAAUUGUUAGUAGACCAGAUUUUUAGCCAUCAUUUGUCGUUCGACUACUUUAGUGGAUUGAUGGUGAAAAAAUCGUUGAAAAUCUCAUACGGACCACCUACAACAGUCUAAAAAAAAUGAUAGAGACCUUGAUCAUCGGUUUGUGUAUUUUUAUGACCACAUCGUAUGCUAUGACUGAUAUCAAGAUAGUUUCCUCCAAUGGAUAUCAGUCAAAAACACCAAUCCAGACAUAUGUUUCCAGUCACCGAAAUAAACCACCAUUUACAAGGAAUAAAAUUCAGCAAUCAUCUACAGUUCAACCAACGCCGAUUCCAAUCAAUAAUCGUAAUCGAUUUUCAAACGAUGGUGAAUUGAUUCAAUCAUCAUCAUAUGUUGCUCCAUCACUUGCCGCUGCUAUUCAAAGUAAACGAUAUCUAGAAUUAGUUUCUUAUUCAAAUCAAAUGGAAGCUCCAAUUCAACCACAAAUAAUUGAAGUAGAUGCAAUCACUGCACCGGUACAAUUUGUUUUUCGUUCAGCUUCUGGACCGUUGCUAUUUCAACAAGUUCAUGUUCCAUCUUUACGUAAUGAACCACAGCAUACAAAAUCAGAAGAGCCAGCACAAUUAUUAACGCAUGAAGUUUAUAAACCAAUAAUCCAGGAGCUUAGAGAAAUCAUACAACCAUAUCGUCAUGUUUCACAAGAAAUUAAACCUGUAAUCGAAGAGGUAAGAACAGUUGUAGCACAUUCCGAUAAACAAUCAAUAAUGACACCGGAAGAAGUGGAAAUGAAACAACAAGAACAACCACAACCUUCGUUAAAUUCGAAUGUCGAAUCUAAUCAACAACCAAAUUUACAGACAAUAGCCAUUUCUAAUCGUCCACAUAUUGGAAUCAAAACUAUUCAACAAGUUGCCGAUACUAAACAAGGAACAAUGAAUUUUACCUGAUUAGACCUAUUUAUUUAUAAUAUAUAAAAUUAUUCAUUUUUUCAUCCCAUAUAACACUAUAUAUAUCCAUUCAUAUGUCCACAAAUGCCCAAUAUGUCUUUUUUUUACUAUUUUUUCAUUUUUU
This is a messenger RNA of Dermatophagoides farinae (American house dust mite), 1159 nucleotides long. RefSeq lists its product as uncharacterized. Lineage: Eukaryota; Metazoa; Arthropoda; Arachnida; Sarcoptiformes; Pyroglyphidae. The record is from RefSeq and is a predicted model, not a curated record.